Molecule: messenger RNA, 645 nt
Organism: Rhizopus microsporus ATCC 52813
Lineage: Eukaryota; Fungi; Mucoromycota; Mucoromycetes; Mucorales; Rhizopodaceae
Product: small G-protein Ras2
Exons: 5
Coding region: 1-567 (188 amino acids)
Biological process (GO): signal transduction
Cellular component (GO): plasma membrane
Molecular function (GO): GDP binding; GTPase activity; GTP binding
Source: RefSeq, a predicted model, not a curated record
AUGAUUGUAUUUAAAAUCGUUGUCCUUGGAGACGGUGGUGUUGGCAAGACAGCCUUGACUAUACAGUUAUGCUUAAACCAUUUUGUUGAGACAUACGAUCCUACAAUUGAAGAUUCCUAUAGAAAGCAAACAGUCAUUGACGGCUUUGCAUGUAUACUCGAGGUACUAGAUACAGCUGGACAAGAGGAAUAUACAGCUCUGCGUGAUCAAUGGAUACGAGACGGUGAAGGAUUUCUGAUAGUGUAUUCGAUUACAUCUCGAUCAACCUUUGAGACGGCCAAUAAAUUUAAACAGCAAAUAGUUCGCAUCAAAGAAGUAGAGUCAAUACCACUGAUACUUGUGGGAAACAAAUGUGAUAAAAUCAUAGAAAGAGAAGUCUCAAGAGAAGAAGGCUUUACAAAAGCGCAUGAGCUCCAUUGUGAUUUUAUCGAAACCUCCGCAAAGACUUGUGCUAAUGUAGAAAGAGCAUUUUACUCAGUUGCUCGUCAGAUCAAGCAAGCGCGUGAUGGACUAUCAGCUAAUGACAAAACACAUAAGAAGGAAAAUAAAAAGUGUUUGAUUCUGUAGCUUUAUUGUUUUGCUGCUCCCUGCUUUUGAGCUAUAAAUUGGAACAAAGCAUAGCUUUUUUCUUUCUUUCUUUCUUUC